Prunus armeniaca (apricot) is the source of this 222-nucleotide messenger RNA. The record is from the annotation of a GenBank genome assembly. NCBI's taxonomy places the organism in Eukaryota, Viridiplantae, Streptophyta, Magnoliopsida, Rosales, Rosaceae.
AUGCACACUAUCAAAUUGAUGAUGUUUGUGUUGCUGAUCAUUUUCACAGCCAAAUUACCUCCUACUGUAGCAGCUGCUCGGCCUUUGGAUGACAUGAAGCCGGCUGCCACAGCGUUUGGUUCGAAGGUGGUGUAUCGACCACAAGCUAGAGGUCCAGCGCCACCUGGUGGCCCUAACCCAUGCACUCAUAUCCCGCGUCCGGGCAAUGGGAGUUGCAACUGA